Ipomoea nil (Japanese morning glory) is the source of this 2077-nucleotide messenger RNA. Its product is annotated as phosphatidylinositol/phosphatidylcholine transfer protein SFH12-like. The coding region runs from base 58 to 1803 and encodes 581 amino acids. The transcript has 12 exons. NCBI's taxonomy places the organism in Eukaryota, Viridiplantae, Streptophyta, Magnoliopsida, Solanales, Convolvulaceae. The record is from RefSeq and is a predicted model, not a curated record.
UGCCAUUUUGUCACUGGUGUAGGCGUUCUCAUAUACCCAGCCUGCAGCGCUGGCAAUAUGUCAGGCGCAGUUGAACGACCGUUGAGGCCAAGUGCGGAGAAAAUGGACUUGGACGCCGAUGACAGACAGACAAGGCUGGGGUCACUGAGGAAAGCGGCAAUUAAUGCCUCUAAUAAGUUUAGGCAUUCCUUCAAGAGCCGUCGGAGGAGCAGCAGAGUGAUGUCGGUGGUGUUGGACGAUGAACACGACGCCGAGGAAGUUAAGUCGGUCGACGCCUUCCGCCAGGCUCUCAUCCUCGACGAGUUGCUACCGACAAAACACGACGACUACCAUAUGAUGCUACGGUUCUUGAAGGCCAGGAAAUUUGAAAUUGAUAAAUCAAAGCAGAUGUGGGCCGACAUGCUCCAAUGGAGGAAGGAGUUUGGUGCAGACACAAUCAUUGAUGAUUUCGACUUCAAGGAGAGGGAUGAAGUGCUCAAGUAUUACCCUCAAGGGCAUCACGGUGUGGACAAAGAUGGAAGGCCUAUCUACAUUGAGAGGCUUGGGCUAGUUGAUGCCACAAAGCUGAUGCAAGUCACCACCAUGGACCGUUACCUAAAGUACCAUGUCCAGGAGUUCGAAAGGACCAACAAUGAUAAAAUGUCAUCAUGCUCUAUUGCUGCUAAGAAACACAUUGAUCAGAGCACAACCAUCCUCGAUGUCCAAGGAGUGGGUCUGAAAAACUUCACCAAGCAGGCAAGGGAACUCAUCCAAGCCCUCCAAAAGAUCGAUGGUGACAACUACCCUGAGACGUUGUGCCGUAUGUACAUCAUCAAUGCUGGGUCAGGAUUUAGGCUAUUGUGGAACACUGUCAAGUCAUUCCUUGACCCCAAGACCACUGCUAAGAUUAACGUUCUUGGCAACAAGUACCAGAGCAAAUUGCUGGAAAUCAUUGAUGCCAGCGAAUUGCCAGACUUCUUGGGUGGCACCUGCACCUGUGCAGAUAAGGGAGGUUGCAUGCGCUCCGACAAGGGACCAUGGAAUGACCCUGAAAUCAUGAAGAUGGUCCACCAAGGCGCGCACAAAUGCUCGCACAGGAUGGCUCGUGUCGAGGAGGAGAAGACGAUCCCAGAGGAUGGUGGCGUCAACGUCAGCGUCAGCAUGAGCGCGAAGAGCGUGAAGAAGCCAGCAUCCUUCAAGAUUGAAUCUACCAAGAAGCUCUUUCCUAUUCAAGAGGAAACCCGCCAGCCUGAUAUGUAUGUACCCAUGGUUGACAAGACAGUUGAUCUGCCGAACUGGCAUGUCGUUAACAACGACAAUUGCAAGUUUGUCGUUCCCAAAGGGGCAGAUCUAUACCAAAUCCAGGAAGCAUACAAGGGUCAAGAACUAGCGAGCAACCAACUGCUGACGGGAGUGAUGACAUUCGUGAUGGGCAUAGUAACGAUGGUCCGAAUGACCAAAAACAUGCCGAGGAAGUUGACGGAGUCCACCCUCUACUCCAACUCCAUGCACCUUAACGACCAUGCGAUGAAAGGCCAUGGGGCUUACAAGCCGCCGGAGCCCGCCGUCACCGCCGCUGAGUUCAUGGCCAUGAUGAAGCGCAUGGCCAGCCUGGAGGAGAAGUUCAUCACUCUCAGCAACCAACCACCCACCAUGCCGCCGGAGAAGGAGGAAAUGCUCUCCAACGCCAUGAGCCGCAUCGAUGCCUUGGAACAAGAACUUGCCGAAGCCAAGAAGGCACUUGAGGAGUCACAGAGCAACCAAAACGAGCUGAUAGCCUACAUCGAAAAGAAGAAGAAGAAGAAGAAUAUCUUUGGUUUUUGAACAGUUGAGGAAACAUAGAGUUUAUAACAUAUUAAGCACUUGAAAAAUGUUAUAAACACAGACGCAAAUUAAAACGUAUACUUAUUUUAUAUGCAUGUCCCAUGCAGUAUAGGAUGUAUGUACACGUACAAUAUGGUUCCCUUGCCGUUUUUGAUAAAAUGCGCCGAUGUUUUCUUCAGCGCCGCCAGUUGUAAUGUUGUAUGAUUUCAUUUCUUCAAAUUUCCAAUGAGAAGCUUUUGUGUGUUAGAAUAUAUAUAUCAAAGUUAUUUGAGUU